Trichechus manatus latirostris (Florida manatee) is the source of this 1652-nucleotide messenger RNA. It is a transcript of the gene EDA, whose product is annotated as ectodysplasin A. The coding region runs from base 238 to 1398 and encodes 386 amino acids. Gene Ontology annotation, molecular function: tumor necrosis factor receptor binding; death receptor agonist activity; death receptor binding. Lineage: Eukaryota; Metazoa; Chordata; Mammalia; Sirenia; Trichechidae. Gene Ontology annotation, biological process: animal organ development; immune response. The record is from RefSeq and is a predicted model, not a curated record. Gene Ontology annotation, cellular component: membrane. The transcript is spliced from 8 exons.
UCCUUCGGCGGGCAGAGCCGCCCCCCUCUCCUGCCCCUCCUCCUCUCUUUCCCACCCCUAGGAGUGGAGCUGCACAUGCGGCUGCUCUUUGCUGUGUCCCGCCCAGCCACCGACGCACAGGAACGGGUCCCUGCAGCCCCCAGCCGAUGGCAGGACAGUAGCCGCCUGUCAGGGGUCGUGAACGGUUGAAGCAGACGCGACGGCUCCCGGGCCUCAGAGAGUGUGUCUCCGGAGGCCAUGGGCUACCCAGAGGUAGAGCGCAGGGAACCGCCGCGCCAGCGAGGAAGCCAGGUCUGCGGCUGUCGCGGGGCCCCGGCCCGGGCCAGCGAAGGGAACAGCUGCCGGCUCUUCCUGGGUUUCUUUGGUUUCUCUCUGGCCCUCCACCUGCUGACGUUGUGCUGCUACCUAGAGCUGCGCUCCGAGUUGCGGCGGGAACGGGGAGCCGAGACCCGCCUUGGUGGCCCCAGUACCCCCGGCACCUCUGGCACUCUGACCAGCUCCAGUGGCCUCGACCCUGACGGUCCCAUCAUCCGCCACCUCGGGCAGUCGUCUCCUCAGCAGCAGCCGCUGGAACCCGGAGAAACCACACUCCCCCUCGACUCUCAGGACGGGCACCAGAUGGCCCUACUGAAUUUCUUCUUCCCUGAAGAAAAGUCAUAUUCUGAAGAGGAAAGUAGGACUGUUCGCCGCAAUAAAAGAAGCAAAAGCAGUGAAGGAGCAGAUGGUCCAGUUAAAAACAAGAAAAAGGGAAAGAAGGCAGGACCUCCUGGGCCCAAUGGCCCCCCAGGACCUCCAGGACCUCCAGGACCCCAGGGACCCCCAGGGAUUCCAGGGAUUCCUGGAAUUCCAGGAACAACUGUUAUGGGACCACCUGGUCCUCCAGGUCCUCCUGGUCCUCAAGGACCUCCUGGCCUCCAGGGACCUUCUGGUGCUGCUGAUAAAGCUGGAACUCGAGAAAACCAGCCAGCUGUGGUGCAUCUACAGGGCCAAGGGUCAGCAAUUCAAGUCAAGAAUGAUCUUUCAGGUGGAGUGCUCAAUGACUGGUCCCGCAUCACUAUGAACCCCAAGGUGUUUAAGCUACAUCCCCGCAGCGGGGAGCUGGAGGUACUGGUGGACGGCACCUACUUCAUCUAUAGUCAGGUAGAAGUAUACUACAUCAACUUCACUGACUUUGCCAGCUAUGAGGUGGUGGUGGACGAGAAGCCCUUCCUUCAGUGCACGCGCAGCAUCGAGACAGGCAAGACCAACUACAACACUUGUUAUACCGCUGGUGUCUGCCUCCUCAAAGCCCGGCAGAAGAUCGCAGUGAAGAUGGUGCAUGCCGACAUCUCGAUCAAUAUGAGCAAGCAUACCACCUUCUUUGGGGCCAUCAGGCUGGGUGAGGCCCCUGCCUCCUAGAUUCCCCCUUUUCCACCCCUGCCCCAGGUUUAAAAGUCUGGACUCCCGGAGCCUCUACCUGUGGCUGUGGAGUGAGGUAUAUUGGUGUUGCAGCUGCAGAGAGAAAUGCCCCAGUGCUAUUUAUUCCCCAGUGACUUCAGGAUGACAAGACCUGCUUGACUUUCCAGAAUGACCUUAAGUUAACAGGACAGUUGAUGGAGCCCCAGAGUUUACAUCAAGCAGACUCUUUUUCUUUGGCUCCUUGUUGGCUGAUU